AUGGCGCUACACGCUCUUCUGCGCAGAAAUCUCACCUCUUUCUUCUCGGAGAAUUUGUUAUCCCCAAAGAUUUCUAAUGGCAGUUUAUCUCUCCACAUCGCAUGUUUCUCGACGGCUAUCGAGACCAAACCCUCUACCCCACCUUCAGUUUACGAGUUCUUGACGAACAAACACCAGUUUUCCCCUGCGGUGGCUUCACGCGCCGCCUCCAUUUUAUCCCCUUUGAAUCACCCCGGAAAAUACGAUUCCGUGCUCUCCUUUUUCGAGGAGAUCGGGUUCACAAAAGCCCAGCUGGAGAGAACCUUGUUAAUCCGGCCCCAGCUGCUCAAGGCCGAUGUCGAGAAAACUAUCAAGCCCAAGAUCAAGAUUUUCCAGGACUUUGGCCUACCAUCUGACGACAUUGCUGUCAUAAUCUCGAGAGAGCCAAUGAUCCUGCACGUCAGCCUGAAAAAGAAGCUUGUCCCAGCAUUGUCCUGGCUAAAGGACCUGUUGGGUUCGACUGAGAAGGUGACCCGAGCUUUGAAGCAAUCCGGGUGGCUGCUUAUGGGGGAUCUUGAAAAUAUCACUUUGCCUAAUGUCCAGACCCUGAUGAGCCGUGGCAUGUCCAAGGACCAACUCGGCAGGCUCAUCAAUUAUUUGCCACGGGUUGUGCUAUACAAACCCGAAACUCUAAGCAGAUGCUUGGAAAACAUGGACAAAACGGAAGUCGUUUGGAGUUCGAAAAUGUACGUCUAUGCUGUUGGAAUAGUCUGCUCGAUGCCUGGUGGGGCUUGGGAACGCAAGCUGCAGGCUUUUCGGGAAAUUCUUGAAUUCUCUCAGGAUGACAUAGUUAGGGUUUUGAGGAAAAAUCCCAAUGUUUUUUCUGUGUCUGAGGAUAAGAUGAGGUUGGUAAAAAAACUUCUGUUGGGGACUGGUAAAUAUGAUGCCUCGUCAAUUGCUAAAUAUCCGACAGUGCUCAUGCACAGCAUUGAGAGGCGGUGCAAGCCACGGUUUGAGAUUCUUGGGAUUUUGGAAAGCAAGGGCCUGAUCAACAAGUGGCCUUCUCUCGGAUCAAUUUAUGAAAAGACAGACAAAGAGUUCUUCAAGGAUUAUGUUGGCCAUACCAUCGGCGAUCUUGGUUUCCGUCCGCCGCACCGAACCGCAGCUGUCGGUGAUGUCGUCACCGCCCCAACCUGCCAUGGCUCCACCCCCCACCGUCGCGAUUUGGCCAUCAAAAUCACGUCCAUUUCGCCGUCGACAGCCGAGUGCAAGUUUCCAUCACCGACAUCCCACUCCUCCGUCAAACACAUCGCGCCAAGCCGCCUUGUCUCUAGCACCCUCCGUGAACCAACAACUCCUUCGUCGUCGUCACGUGUCCAAGUUCCGGCUGACUCUAGGCAGCCGUGCGGCCUUUGCGUAGGAGGAUUCCGACAGCUCGUUCCACCGUUCACUUAA
This is a messenger RNA of Striga hermonthica, 1434 nucleotides long. The record is from the annotation of a GenBank genome assembly. NCBI's taxonomy places the organism in Eukaryota, Viridiplantae, Streptophyta, Magnoliopsida, Lamiales, Orobanchaceae.